Apis laboriosa (Himalayan honeybee) is the source of this 1737-nucleotide messenger RNA. RefSeq names its product inositol monophosphatase 1-like. The transcript is spliced from 7 exons. The record is from RefSeq and is a predicted model, not a curated record. Gene Ontology annotation, molecular function: inositol monophosphate 1-phosphatase activity. Gene Ontology annotation, biological process: signal transduction; inositol metabolic process; phosphatidylinositol phosphate biosynthetic process. Lineage: Eukaryota; Metazoa; Arthropoda; Insecta; Hymenoptera; Apidae. The coding region runs from base 122 to 922 and encodes 266 amino acids.
UACAGUUAGACUCUAACCAUUGUCAUUGUGUAUAUGACGAUAUAGUUUGCACCGGUUUAUGAUUGAAGUGUAAAUUUGUGCUUUUUUUUUUUAUUACAUAUUUCAAAUAUUUUGACAAAUCAUGUCGAAUACUGAUAAAUAUUACACAGUCGUUCUUCGAUUAGUAUUAGAAGCUGGUUCGAUUGUGAGGGAAAAAAUUAAUCAACCUAAGGAUGCAAUGACAAAAUCCUGUGAAGUCGAUCUUGUUACCGAAUGGGAUCAAAAUGUCGAGAAAUUAUUAAUGGAAGGAAUAUCUUCUAAAUUUCCAGAUCAUAAAUUUAUUGGCGAAGAAACUAGUUCACUUGGUAAUAAAAUAGAACUUACAGAAGCACCGACAUGGAUCAUUGAUCCAAUCGAUGGCACGAUGAAUUUCGUGCAUGGUUUGCCCCAUACUUGUAUAUCAAUCGCAUUGCUUAUUAAUAAAAUUAUUGAAAUUGGUAUAAUUUAUAAUCCAAUUUUGGAUCAACUUUUUACUGCCCGUAAAGGACAAGGUGCAUUCCUAAAUGGACGUCCUCUUCAUGUCUCUGGACAGAAAGAAUUACGUAAAGCUCUUAUAAUGAUGGAAAUGGGUACAAGUAGAGAUCCAGAAAAAAUGAAAAUUGUAUUGGAAAAUGCGAAUAUUCUUGCUCCACAUGUUCAUGGGAUACGAGCUCUGGGAUCUGCGGCUUUAAACAUGUGUAUGGUUGCUUUGGGUGGAGCGGAUAUUUCUUUCGAAUUUGGUAUUCAUGCAUGGGAUGUUGCAGCUGGUGAUAUCAUUGUAAGAGAAGCUGGUGGAGUAUGCAUAGAUCCAGCAGGUGGACCGUUUGACGUCAUGAGCAGAAGAGUUUUAUGUGCAUCAACAAUGGAAUUGGCACAAAAAUUAGCUAAAGUAUUAGCAAUUUAAUACAGUUGUCAAGCUGCUUGCGGUCGAGAGAAUCUCGCCCCGUUUUCCUUCAUCUCUUCCAUUGCCUCCCCUCCACACAGGGAGGGCUACAAGUGAAACAUUACCAAAUAGCCAAUUAGAAAAAUAUGAAUUAGUUUAAGUUUUUUUGUGUAUUCAUUUUAUUUCUGUAUUGAAAUGUAUCCAUAACAUCUAGUUUCCCCUUUUUAUUAUUUGAAUUUAGCAAAAUUUUUUCAAUGUCUCUUAUUAUCAGAAAAAAUUAAAAUAUUUUAUAUAAUUUUAAUAUCUAACAUAUUAUUCAUCAUUAUUAAGAAUAUAAUUUUAUAGUUAUGUAUUAAAAUAUCGAUUUAAUAAUUUAUAUCAUAUAAUUUAAAUAUAAUAUAGUAAAAUAAAAUUGAUUUUCUAAACAGUAUAAGACAUAAAAGAUGAUAAUUAGAACAAAUUGAUUUUAUUUUACGGUACAAUUAUGCACGUUUUGAUUUCUAAUGUUAUAUAGCUUAAUGAUUAAUAGAUAUACUAAAUAUCCCAUAAGGUAGUCCCCCAUGAAUACCUUGCAACGGGAUCAGCGUUAAAAGCCCUUGAAAGGUCCACCCUCACUUAUCGAUGCUUUGAAUCGAAGACUCAUAUCUGAAACAUAAGCAAUCUCGUACAAUAUUGUCAUGUAAAAAUUACAUAUACCAUGAACCAUUCAAACAGCAUUGACGUUCUGUCGUAAAUUAUAAAUAAAUAAUGCAAUAUAAAAUGAAGGAUAAAAAUAAAAAUUUACAAAGCUAAAAUCGCAAACUAUAUAAAUCUGUUGAAAUAAAUAUGUUUUUAUA